Messenger RNA from Cinclus cinclus, 1152 nucleotides. Its product is annotated as arylacetamide deacetylase-like 4. The coding region runs from base 13 to 1041 and encodes 342 amino acids. NCBI's taxonomy places the organism in Eukaryota, Metazoa, Chordata, Aves, Passeriformes, Cinclidae. Gene Ontology annotation, molecular function: hydrolase activity. The transcript has 3 exons. The record is from RefSeq and is a predicted model, not a curated record.
GUUUUUGAGAAGAUGGAGCUGUGCAGCAGCCUGGCCGUCAGGCGCCUCGUGUUCUCGGGCUGGAGGCCGGGCCCGGCGCCGGGGGUGCGGCAGGAGGACGCGCGGCUCGGGCGGGUUCCCGUGCGGCUGUACCGGCCCCGCGGCGCCCCGCGAGCCGCUGUGCUGCUGUUCCACGGCGGGGGCUGGAUCUACUGCGGCCUCGAUUCCCAUGAAAGGAUCUGCCAGUACAUUGCCAAGGAGAGCGGCUCGCUGGUGCUGUCCGUGGGGUACCGUUUAGCCCCUGAACACAAAUACCCUGCUGCAUAUGAAGACUGUCUGAACGCCACCCUGCACUUCCUGCAGCACCUGGAGCACUACGGCGUGGAUCCUGCCCGGGUCACUGUCUGUGGGGACAGUGCUGGGGGCAACCUGGCAGCUGCUGUGAGCCAGACCCUGGCAGGCAGGUCAGACCUCCCCAGACUCCGUGCUCAGAUCCUCAUCUACCCAGGCCUUCAGGCACUGGACUUCAAUUUACCAUCCUACCAACAAAACCGGGGAGUCCCUCUGCUAUUCCGGGAACGUGCUGUUUACUAUUCUUUGCAGUACUUCCAAGGGGACACAUCAAAUCUGGAAGAAGUCUUGGAGGGCGCUCAUAUUCCUCCAGACAUGAGGCUGAAGUAUAGGAAGUGGGUGAGUCCAGACAACAUCCCCGAGAAAUUUAAGGUCAGAGGCUACGAACUGCAUAAGCCCUGUGAAUUCAAGCCUGAAGUAUUUGAGACAGUGAAGAGAUUCUGUGAGCCCACGCUGUGCCCACUGCUGGCUGAAGACACAGUUAUUCAGCAGCUGCCAGAAUCUUUCAUCCUGACCUGCGAGUACGACGUGCUGCGGGACGAUGGCUUGUUGUACAAGAAGAGGCUGGAGGACAACGGGGUUCCAGUGACCUGGUUCCACCUCGAGGAUGGAUUCCAUGGAAUCGUGAACCUGUUCGAUUAUUGUAGUUUGUCAUUUCCAUCUGGGAAAAGGGGACUGGACAGAGUUGUUGCAUUUAUAAAAGGCCUGUAAAAAGAAGUCUCCCUCGGUAUACUUCUCGGUAAGCUUCUCUCACUACUGUCUCUGCUUAGGCUCUCACACCUCAGGUAGUGCAGGUCAGCAAGAAUGUGACACCUUUUGAUG